GCCCAACAAACUCUCCCUUGGCCUCCAUUGUAACGCUCUCCUCCUCUUCUUCUGCUCCCUUUUCUCUCUCCUCCUCCUACUUCAUCCCUCAGAUUUCCUCUUCAAAAACACAUCCUCUCACCUCAGAUCCCCAAUUUAUAAUCUGGGUUUCCCUCGAAUUCAUCCAAUUCCAUAAAAAAUCCAAUCUUUUCCCCAAGAAAAAAACAGGGGGAAUUCGAAAAAAUCAAAUUAAUCAUGUCAAGUGGGGGUGGAUCUUUGAGUGACGGUGUGAUAAAGAAGAUAGUAUUAUCCUACACCUACGUAGCAAUAUGGAUCUUCCUAAGUUUCACUGUAAUUGUUUACAACAAAUACAUCUUAGAUCGAAAGAUGUACAAUUGGCCAUACCCAAUUUCUCUAACCAUGAUCCACAUGACCUUCUGUUCGUCCCUCGCAUUCGUGCUCGUCAAAGUUUUCAAGGUGGUGGAGCCGGUGGCGAUGUCGCGGGAGGUUUACCUCUCCUCCGUCGUACCAAUCGGUGCACUGUAUGCGUUUUCCCUGUGGCUGUCAAAUUCCGCUUACAUCUAUCUCAGUGUUUCCUUCAUUCAAAUGUUGAAAGCCCUAAUGCCGGUGGCGGUGUACUCGAUUGGGGUAAUGUUUAAGAAGGAGAAUUUCCGAGGCGAGACGAUGGCGAAUAUGAUGUCAAUUUCUUUCGGUGUUGCGAUCGCCGCGUACGGCGAGGCGAAGUUUGAUGCUUGGGGUGUUACUCUUCAAUUGGGUGCGGUUGCUUUCGAGGCGACAAGAUUGGUUAUGAUCCAGAUCUUGUUGACAUCAAAGGGUAUAAGUUUCAAUCCAAUUACUUCAUUAUACUAUGUUGCUCCUUGUUGUUUGGUGUUUCUGUCGGUUCCUUGGAUUAUUGUUGAGUACCCAAUUUUGAGGGAUUCGUCAAGUUUUCAUCUUGAUUGGUUUAUUUUCGGGACAAAUUCUGUUUGUGCUUUUGCUUUGAAUCUUGCUGUUUUCUUGCUUGUGGGGAAGACAUCUGCACUGACUAUGAAUGUUGCUGGGGUUGUGAAAGAUUGGCUGUUGAUUGCAUUCUCUUGGUCUGUGAUUAAGGAUACUGUUACCCCUAUCAAUUUGUUUGGUUAUGGGUUGGCAUUUUUGGGUGUUGGAUACUACAAUCAUACCAAGUUGCAGGCUCUUAAGGCGAAAGACGCCCAGAAGAAGACGGUUCAGGCUGAUGAUGAGCAGGGUAGGCUGCUUGAAGAAAGAGAUGGUGAUGGGAUUGGUAGGAGGAAUGACAGUCAGUCUUGAGAGUUGAGACUGACUGACUGACUAAUGGAUUCGCACCGAAUCCUCCUUUAUUUAUUUAUGCAAUGCUCGUUUUCGUUUUGGUUAUGAUGGUGAUGAUUAUGAUUCCUUUCAUUGCUUGAAACAAUCGUAAUGGAGUUGGAAGAGUUUUUGAGCUUCAAGGGUUUAAUGAGGAUUCAUGGUUGAGGGUUUUAGGGUAUUAGUAUAAUCUGGAUAAUGCGAGUUCUUGAUUGAAUUCGCGCAUGUAGUCUUAGUUUAUGAUUAUUGUCUUCAAUUAGCAGUCCUCCUAUGUUAUCUUAGCUAUCGUUAGAUUUACUUGUUAUCACAUUUUUAUGGAGAAGGCAAUGGAGGAGGUUCAAGGCUCAGUUUCAAGGUUGUUCUUAUUAGUUGCUAGAAGAGCUACUGUACGAGUCUCCUUGGCCAUUUUCAUCUUUUUGUCAUUUUUGUUCAUGUUUUCAGUACUCUUAUUAUCAUUGGAGGGAGUUUAAUUUAUAUCUAUUCAGAUCUAUAUCUUAUUGUAAUAACUAAUAAUACUUGUUUGAAAUUCUGUUUCUUCA
Molecule: messenger RNA, 1841 nt
Organism: Spinacia oleracea (spinach)
Lineage: Eukaryota; Viridiplantae; Streptophyta; Magnoliopsida; Caryophyllales; Amaranthaceae
Product: probable sugar phosphate/phosphate translocator At2g25520
Exons: 1
Coding region: 235-1287 (350 amino acids)
Source: RefSeq, a predicted model, not a curated record